This is a messenger RNA of Ornithodoros turicata, 1839 nucleotides long. RefSeq names its product A disintegrin and metalloproteinase with thrombospondin motifs like. Gene Ontology annotation, biological process: proteolysis. Gene Ontology annotation, molecular function: metalloendopeptidase activity. NCBI's taxonomy places the organism in Eukaryota, Metazoa, Arthropoda, Arachnida, Ixodida, Argasidae. The record is from RefSeq and is a predicted model, not a curated record. Bases 1280 to 1816 code for a protein of 178 amino acids. The transcript has 5 exons.
UGCAAACCCAUUGUUGGACGUCCGGACCUUCGACCAACACAAGUCACGCGAUUUUUGGGGGGGGUCACUAGGGUGCUCCUUUAACAGAACAUUCUGCCUUAUUUACAAUCGCAGGCCACCCUGAUAAUUCCCUGUUGUGUUCACAAACAGCAUUUACUUGAUACCCUUGUGCCACUUUUUUCAGUCUAUAAGACAGACUAUAUAAGACAGCUAUAAGUGUUUCUCUAUUAUUCAACACUUGCGUAAUUCUCGCACCACUAUUGAACUGUUUAACAAUCUUCGAACAUACACUCACAAGCAGUUCUAUCGAAUACCCUGCAUGCGUGAGCCUUGUUUUCUGCCUGUUAAAUCCUUGCUUGACCUCACGUUGACACGAUCUGGAGAUGUCCUCUUUAGUCGCACGUUGUAUCACAUUUCGUUUUACAGUUUUCGAUACAUUUGACGAAGGAGGCAUACACGUUCUUUUCAUCCUUUGCUAGUAUCUCCAACAUUCGAUCUUGAUCUUUUGAAAUUAUAAGCAAUUCCAGGAAUUUUUCGUCAACCAUAUCUUCUAUGGUAACCUCUCUGUUCGUGUUUUUAGCGCUUAUAAAUGAAUGUUUUAGGUACCGUAAUUUCACGCGUAUUAGCCGCGGCUAACGCGCGAUUUCGUUUUCUCACGGGCGCUCUGCGGCUUAUCCACCGGUGCGGCUUAUCUGAUGACUGUUUUCCCCUGGUAUUUUCCCGAUGCACCGGUUUUAACGAGAGGGCGGACAGUGUCUCUGGAACAGCACCGUCCUGCCGAUGUACGAACAGUAAGUAACAGGGGCGCGUCCACAUUCGAGUAGAUUGACCUUCCCGGUGCCUCCCGCAAAGCAGCUUUAACGAAAGUGGUGACAGUGAUUCGUGUCUUCUGGAAGACCCAUGGAUCCAUGAAAAACACGCAACAAGGGCGCAAUCCGAUCUUGGUAAAACAUAGAACUGAGCUCGGAGGUGAUGGUUAAGAAAAGCCUGGUUGACCCCAUUGCGAAUGCAUGGCAGUCACCUUCCAGUGCAACGUAUUUGUGUGCUCAUCCCAUACUGCCGACUCCGGUUUUGCUUUUCUGUUCCGUGCUGUACACUGGGGAGGCAUUGAUGGGGGUAGCUAAGAAAUAGUCCAUCUUGAAAAUAAGACUGAAGUGCGGUACUCGUAACCAAAGGGAAGGCUUCCUCCGCAGGUUUGGCCUUCGUUAGUGGGGCAUGCACGUACCUGAAGACAUCUGUAGAAGAAGACAGCCCGUGGUCUUUCAACAUCGUCCGCACAAUGGCGCACGAGUUAGCGCACAACUUAGGCUGCGUUCAUGACGGGGAAGGACCAGUUCAAGGUCUCAUCGGUCAUCCCGGAGCCAUUGACUGUCCCUGGGACUGGGGUUACAUCAUGAGUUAUAUUCAGAGAGACACAAAGGAAUACCACUUCUCCCAGUGCUGCGUUGCUCAGAUCGAAUAUUUAGCCCGGCUGCCUUCACGGACAUGUUUGUCCAGGAACAACACAUACACGGAGGUGGAGGGAUCCCGAAAACUGCCUGGGUUUAUAACAACGCUGGACAGGAUAUGCAACAUCGCUCAUGCUAAGUCCGGGUACCCCCAUGUUUAUGACAGGACUAGAGAGUUCGACAGAUGUUCGAUUCCGUGCAAGAUGCAGCACGAGCAAUCGGGAUAUUAUCAGAGAAGGGCGAAAGCAGUCGACGGCACAAAUUGCUCAUCAACCGGCGACAUGAUAUGCAAACGUGGAGAAUGUGUGCCUCGAAAGACAACGGGGAAUCGACGACGUCCUAGGUCUCCUAAAGCGCAACACAAAUAAAGGAUGUUAAACUCUGAAAGAAA